AUGUCAGAUCCAAAGAACCCAAAUAUCAAUAACAGAAAUACACCACAAUGGGCAUUAUACCAACGCGAAUUAUUCUGGAAAGACAACACAGGCGAAGUCCCACCCUUCAGCACCGACCCAUCUGAUCUCGAAGACCUCGCCAAAAACGCUCUCUCAAGCGGUGGAUGGUACUACGCCUCCUCCAACGCAGGCCAAUCCCACACCCACCUCGCAAACCGCCAAUCCUUCUACCGCCACCGCAUCAUCCCACGCAUGCUCGUCGACACCAACAUCCGCGACACCAAAACCACCAUCUUCGGCCACAAAGUCAGCGCCCCCAUCGGCUUCGCCCCCAUCGGCAUCAACAAAAUCUACAACCCCCUGGGCGAACUCCCUGUCGCUAAAGUCGCUAAAGAGCUGAACUUACCGUAUUGUCUGUCGACCGCCGGCUCCACGCCCAUUGAAGAUGUAGGCAAAGCGAACGGCGAGGGCCCGAGGUUCUUUCAGCUGUAUAUGCCGCAUGACGAUGAACUUACAAUUUCAUUGCUGCAACGCGCGCAUGAUUCGGGCUUUUCGGCCUGUAUUUUGACGGUCGAUACAUGGCAGCUCGCAUGGCGCCACCACGACGAGUCCGGCUCGAACUACGCAUUCUACCACGGCAUCGGCGCCGACCUCGGGCUCUCCGACCCGGUCUUCCAAAAAAGACUAAAGGAAAUGGGGAUUGAUCCGAAGACGCAGCCCAACGAGGCGGGCGCCGCGUGGAUCGAUAAUGUGUGGCAUGGCCGCGCGUGGAGCUGGGAGAAGAUGCCGUGGUUGAUGCAGCAGUGGGACAGGAUUAGUGGGGGCAAGCCGUUUUGUAUUAAGGGGAUUCAGAGUGUGAGGGAUGCGAAGAAGUGUGUGGAACUCGGGGUCCAUGGGAUUGUGGUUAGUAAUCAUGCCGGGAGGCAGGUUGAUGGGGCGGUUGCUAGUUUGGAUGCGUUGGAGAAGAUCGUGGAUGCCGUCGGCGAUAAAACAUACAUCAUGUUCGACUCCGGCGUCCGCGGCGCCGCCGACGUCUUCAAAGCGCUCGCCCUAGGCGCGAAAUUCGUCUUUGUAGGCCGCUUGUGGGUGUGGGGUCUUAGUAUCAAGGGGGAGCUGGGCGUCAGACAUGUUAUGAAGGCGUUGUUGGCGGAUUUCGAUAUCUUGAUGAAUGUUGCCGGGUAUCAGAAUGUGGAGCAGAUUGAGAGAGAUAGCGUGGAGAGUUUGCCGAGUUCGGCGGGUUUGAUUGCGGAGAAGAGUAAGUUGUAG
This is a messenger RNA of Glarea lozoyensis ATCC 20868, 1266 nucleotides long. Its product is annotated as FMN-linked oxidoreductase. Gene Ontology annotation, molecular function: oxidoreductase activity; FMN binding. Bases 1 to 1266 code for a protein of 421 amino acids. The record is from RefSeq and is a predicted model, not a curated record. The transcript is spliced from 3 exons. Lineage: Eukaryota; Fungi; Ascomycota; Leotiomycetes; Helotiales; Helotiaceae.